Actinia tenebrosa (Australian red waratah sea anemone) is the source of this 846-nucleotide messenger RNA. Its product is annotated as peptidyl-prolyl cis-trans isomerase Fkbp12. Gene Ontology annotation, molecular function: peptidyl-prolyl cis-trans isomerase activity. Gene Ontology annotation, biological process: protein peptidyl-prolyl isomerization. Lineage: Eukaryota; Metazoa; Cnidaria; Anthozoa; Actiniaria; Actiniidae. Gene Ontology annotation, cellular component: cytoplasm. The record is from RefSeq and is a predicted model, not a curated record.
GGCCCAAUAAACCCGCAAGGCAGUCUGGGUGACAUGCUUUAUCGUUCCAUAUUCCAAAGUUCAAUAAAUCGGUAUACUGAGCAUUUGCAUCCGAAAAAUCAUGGCAGAAUUUAAGAGAGAAGUACUUAGACCAGGCGAUGGUACUCUUCCCAAGAAAGGCCAAAAAGUUUUCGUGCAUUAUACAGGAACAUUAACUAAUGGCAAGAAGUUCGAUUCUUCAAGGGAUCGCAAUAAGGAAUUCUGCUUUGUCCUUGGAAAAGGAGAAGUUAUAAGAGGAUGGGAUGAAGGCGUUGCCCAGAUGAGUAAAGGGGAGCAAUCAAAACUGACGUGCCCUCCUGAUUAUGCCUAUGGGCCAAAGGGAUACCCUGGUGUUAUUCCACCAAAUGCAACUCUCAUCUUUGAUGUUGAAUUACUGAGAUUUGAAUGAGUUUUCUGCAGUUUGGAUAAGCCAGCCUUCAUUUCUUUAUUAUUGAUUACACUCCUGUAGAACCUAAAGUAGUUGGAAAAUAUAAUGUAAUCUUAUUAUUACAUCUCUAGAAAUAGAUAGUUGUGGGCAAACAAGUUUUGAUAAAAACUCUUCAAUUCCUGGUAUUACCAAAAAAUGUUACUUAAGCUUAAAGUAUGCUCAUUUCUCAUGUAUUUUCUCAUUUUUUAAAAUAGUUUUCAUAUUAAUUUCUUUUUUUCCCCAUUAACCAACCGUUUCACCUAACCAUUUCAGCGAAUAACAUUAUUUAUAUUGUAACUACUGUAUUAUCAUGGUUCACUACCUUUAAUAUUAUUAUUUUAUUGUAUCUGACCUUUUCGUAUGGAUUAUGUUCCUGUAAUGAAGGUUUUGUUUUCUUCACA